This is a messenger RNA of Lachancea fermentati, 1752 nucleotides long. Lineage: Eukaryota; Fungi; Ascomycota; Saccharomycetes; Saccharomycetales; Saccharomycetaceae. The record is from the annotation of a GenBank genome assembly.
AUGUCACGUUCCCCAAUUGAUAUGUCCUCUAAUCCAGUCUCGUACUCCAAGGACUCCACAGUUGUCGAUCUCGAGAAGUUCGGCUCAGGCCUCGAGGUCCGUCCCGCCUCCAGUGGCGAUGACGUUUCUUGCCACAACGUCGAGGACGGCAAGCACGAAGGUAUCAGAUUAAAGAAAGACCUUGAGGCGCGUCACGUGUCCAUGAUCGCUAUCGGUGGGUCGCUUGGUACCGGGUUGCUUAUCGGUACCGGUACGUCGCUGGCUGUCGCUGGCCCUGCCUCCAUCCUGAUCGCGUACGCGUUCGUCGGGAUGCUGGUGUACGUGGUGAUGAGUUGUCUCGGUGAGAUGGCCGCAUACAUCCCACUCGACGGUUUUACGUCGUACGCUUCUCGUUACUGUGACCCUGCCCUAGGUUUCGCCGUCGGCUACUCCUACCUUUUCAAGUACCUCAUCAUCACCCCCAACCAGCUCACAGCCGGUGCCCUUGUCAUGCAAUACUGGGUGUCACGUGACCGCGUCAAUCCUGGUGUUUGGAUCACCGUCUUCCUGGUGGCCAUUGUCUUCAUCAACACGGUGGGUGUACGUUUCUUCGGUGAGUUCGAAUUCUGGCUCUCCAGUUUGAAAGUCGUUGUCAUGCUUGGUCUCAUCCUUUUGCUUUUCAUCAUUAUGUUGGGAGGUGGGCCAAACCAUGACCGUACCGGUUUCCGUUUCUACCACGACCCAGGUGCAUUCAAGCCCUAUUCCGCGGCCAUCUCCGGCUCCAAGGGCAAAUUCGUUUCUUUCGUUUCCGUCUUUGUCUACGCCCUUUUCGCCUACCUUGGUACAGAGCUAUGUGGUAUCGUUGCUGCCGAGUGUAAAAAUCCUCGUCGUAACGUGCCCCGCGCCAUCAAGCUAACCCUAUACCGUAUUGUGGUUUUCUACAUCAUUUCCAUCUUGUUGCUGGGCAUGACUGUCGCUUACGAUGACCCUCUCUUGCUGACCGCGAAGAAGUCUUCCACUUCCGCAGCUGCCUCUCCUUUUGUCGUUGCUAUCAAAAACGCAGGUAUUAAAGUCUUGCCCAGCAUUUUCAAUGGUUGUGUGCUUGUCUUCGUUUUCAGCGCCUGUAACUCCGACCUAUAUGUCGCGUCCAGAUCCUUGUACGGUCUAGCCAUCGACCACAAGGCCCCUCAGAUUUUCGCCAAGACUAACAAAUGGGGUGUUCCUUACUACUCUCUCAUUCUGUGCGUUCUUUUCUGUCUUUUGGCAUACAUGAACGUUUCCUCGGGCUCCGCUCAGGUCUUUAACUAUUUUGUCAACGUCGUGUCCAUUUUUGGUUUGAUGAGUUGGAUCUCAAUCCUUAUCACUUACAUUUUCUUCGACAGAGCUCUCAGAGCCCAAUGCAUCGACAAAUCCACACUCUCCUACGCAUCUCCUUUCCAACCAUACGCUGCUUACAUUGCUCUUUUCUUUUGCUGUCUCAUCGGUUUAAUCAAAAACUUCACUGUAUUCUUGGGCCACACUUUCGAUUACAAGAAUUUCAUCACCGGUUACAUUGGUAUUCCUGUGUACUUCAUUUCUUAUUUUGGCUACAAGUGGAUCAAAGGCACUAAGAUUAUUCCUCCCGAAGAAGUUGAUUUGUACACAUUCAAAGAAGCCAUCGAUUUGGAAGAGGAGGAAGGUAAAAGAGAGGAGGAAGAGCGUAAGAUGAACAUGAAGAACGGCAGGAAGGAUUUCAACUGGUUCUAUCAAACUUUCCUAGGUUGGAUCUUCUAA